Molecule: messenger RNA, 9691 nt
Organism: Tachysurus vachellii
Lineage: Eukaryota; Metazoa; Chordata; Actinopteri; Siluriformes; Bagridae
Source: RefSeq, a predicted model, not a curated record
GAAAGAAGAAUAAAUCUUUUAAGCACUAAGAUUAUAUAUACAAAAAUAUAAAUAAAGCUAAGAUUUAAAUAGCUAUACAGUUAAAGCUAUAUUGUUGAACUGAGGAAUUAUACAGUCUGCUGGACACAGGUAGGAAGGGUUUCCUUUGGUGACAAGGAAAAACUCCCUGAGAGGAUAUGAGGAAGAAACCUUGAUAGGAUCCAGGCUUACAAGGGAACCCAUCCUCAUUUGGGUGACACUGAACAGUAAAUAAUGUAAAUGUAAGAAAUGUAAUUUCUACAACAGUUUAUAAUUGUGUAACCAAGAGCUCCUGAGGAAGCAAUGUGUCAGGGCAAUCUCUGAGUUCACCAUGGACGCAACACUAAUUCCUUCCAGCCUUCAAGUCUUCAAAUGAUUGCUGAUAAAGUCCAGAUCAUACAGCUGUCUAAUGCAACAAUGGAUAAAAGAAGGUAUGACAGUCUCCGGGUGGCCCCUUCCACAACACUGUCCACAGAGACCCCAUGGAUGGAAACAGGGCUCAUAGGUGCAUAGAUCAACCAAUAGAAACUCAUCCUAUUGGACUCCAGAAAGUUCAGGACCAACACCUGAACAUGAUUCACCAGGAUAACGUGGAAAUCAAAAGUGUGUGGCUGUGGAUCUGUAAUAAAUCCACCCGUCAAUCCUCAUCCAGCUAACCAGUUCUCAUGGUGCGAAGUUAGUUCUACUUCUUUACCCAGCCGUCUCUGUACUGAUCCUGUUCAUGUCUAGGAACAUUGUUUCUGUUUAUCUCAGAUUUCACACUUUUUGGAUUGUGUACGGGGCACGGUGGCUUAGUGGUUAGCACGUUCGCCUCACACCUCCAAGGGUUGGGUUUUUGAUUCCCCCCAUCGCCUUGUGUGUGUGGAGUUUGCAUGUUCUCUCCGUGCCUUGGGGGUUUCCUCCGGGUACUCCGGUUUCCUCCCCGGUCCAAAGACAUGCAUGGUAGGUUGAUUGGCAUCUCUGGAAAAUUGUCCAUAGUCCAAAUUGUCCAGGGUGUAUCCUGCCUUGAUGCCCGAUGACGCCUGAGAUAGGCACAGGCUCCCCGUUACCCGAGGUAGUUCGGAUAAGCGGUAGAAAAUGAGUGAGUGAGUGAGUGAGUGAGUGAGUGAGUGGAUUGUGUACUUUCAUUUUUGUUUGCAUUACUGACUGAAUAUCCGUUUUUAAACCUUUAUUUUAAUAAGCUGGUUUCCCGAGUGGCACAACAGGAUCAAAGUGUUUCUCAAGUUUCCGUUUCUAGAGCUAGCUGUAUGUCUAAAUAUAAUUAUGAAAGUUGGCUACAGUGAGGUCUCCAGGUGGAAUAACAUGUUUCAGAGAUACCUGAUGUUUUCUAAUCCUAGCCAUCCUAGCCAAAGAAAAAAAUACAUUCAGGUUCAAAAUGAGACAUGUUCCAGAUUUUGUGCUGAUUUAUCUUUUAUAUACUCAUUGUAUUUAUUGUACUCAUUUAUUUACUCACUGUCAUGUAAAUCAAGAAUAUAAAUAUUAAAAUGCAGAUCUAAAUGUCAAAUGAUUAAAAAAACAAAUAAAAUAUAAGAUCUUUUUUAAAACAAAUUGACUUUUUUGUGAUAGAAAUUACAAUCAAUUUUUGGCUUUGACACAAAAAAAUAUUAUACUGUUUUGUGAAUUAUUUGUGCUUUUGAUAGGUAUAAUACUCUAUUGGGAAGAAAGUAAAUCUGACUUAUAAAUGGUAUUCUUGAAAUUAAAUAAAUAAACCACUGCAUUUAUUUAUACAGAAGCUUUUAUAGAAAAGUGUGAGUUGUAAGAUUUUCUGAUUUGAAGUAAUCAUAUCAACAGUUGUCUUAGUGUGUUAAUAAUCUUGUGUUAUGUAACAUAAUGAUGUAUAAAAAGGGCAAAAAAGGAAUUUAUAUUAGAUUAUUUUUCUGAUUGAGAAUUUAGGUCCCACAUCCUAAAAACACCAAAGUAUGAUUGUAAAAUGUAUAGCAUGUUAUUGUAGUUUAAUACUGUAGCUGAAAAGGCUUCAAGGCUUUAGGGCAUCCGUCACCUUAAGAACAACCCAAACAACACAGCAGUGCAAACCAGUGUCAUACUCAUCAUUAUGAAAUGAUGUCUAUCCAGUUAAAGUCAUUAUUUAAGUUAAAAUUGUUAAAGUAGUUAGAAUUGUUUAUGUCCUGUGUUCUAUAUUGUGGUAUUAAGUCCACAUUGCACGGGGGGUCAAAUAUAUUUAUGAAUUUAAAGAAUAAUAUUAAGACAAAAUAACGUUUUCUUUUUUUACGGGAAGUAAAUAAUAAACCGUAUUUUCAUAGGUUUUUAUCUGUUAAAUUUAAGGUCUUACUCUGUGAAACAAAUUACAGGGUUUUACUGUAAAUUCUAUGGUUAGUGCAUAUUUUGUGAAAUACGGUUUUAUACUGUACCAUUUCUGUGGUAUUUUACUGUUAAAUCUACAGAUUUUUUUUACAGUGUGACCUGUGUAUUUAGUUUGUCAGUUCACUUGCUUUGAUGGUGAGUACUCAGAUACAUAUAUAUAUAUAUAUAUAUGUGUGUGUGUGUGUGUGUGUGUGUGUGUGUGUGUGUGUGUGUGUAUAGCUUUAAGUAGCGUUAUGUUCAGUUCACUCUAUCUGUGAAAGUACAUCUCUUUUAGGCAAAGGGACUUGCAGUGAAAGAUAAAUAUGUAACAUGUCAACAUUGCAUAGAAUCUUAUUAACAUAUAAUUAAGCCCUUCCCAUAGGCUUUCUUUCAGAAUCUCUCAUAGCUGUGCUGAAGUGUCCGUCAGGAGCAAACAGCAGACAUCACAAAUCCAUGAGAGACAUGAUUCAACUUCUGCUGCUAUUUGGGUUUUUUAGCCUUGGGAUCUGUCUUCCUCGUCAGUAUCACUUCAUUAAUGAGAAUAAGACCUGGUCUGAAGCACAGAGAUACUGCAGAGAGAAUUAUGUUGAUUUAGCCUCUAUUAAUAACAAUGAAGAGGACUUGGCCCUUACAAACUUAAUAGACAUCUGGAACAGCAGGCGAACCUGGAUUGGACUGUAUGACGAUCUGAACAGCUGGAAAUGGUCUCUGUAUGAUGAUUCUUUCUACAAGGAGGGAGAGAGAAGCUUUAGAAACUGGUAUAUAGAGAAGCCAAGAGACUGGAAUGAAGUCAGUUUGUGUGUGUAUUUAUCUAAUUAUGAUGGAGCUUGGUGGGAGACAUCUUGUUCCACAAUGCUAUAUUUCAUUUGUUUUGAUGGCAGAGUGAAUGCCAGUGAGAGAUAUGUCCCGGUUUAUCAGAACAUGAACUGGACUGAAGCUCAGAGAUACUGCAGAGAGCAUCACACAGACCUGGCCAGCGUGAGGAACGACACUGAGAACCAGGAGAUUAAAUCAAUGUUUAAUAAUACGGAUUAUUCAAGUUUUUGGAUCGGCCUGUACAGGACCAGAUCUUGGUCAGAUAAAAGCAACUCUUCAUUCAGUAACUGGAAACCUGGACAACCAGAUAAUUACAGACAGAAUGAAUCCUGUACUGCUGUGUCAUUUAAUGAUUCUGGGAAAUGGACAGAUGAAAAUUGUAGCCAAGCUUUUCCAUUCCUUUGUUACAGCACAAUGCUACCAUUACCCUCUCAUCAGUAUCACUUUGUGAAUGAGAAUAAGACCUGGACUGAAGCACAGAGAUACUGCAGAGAGAAUUACACUGACCUGGCUACUAUUGAUAAUAUUGAGGAAAUGAACACACUCCUUAACACAGUAAAUGGCAGUUACUCAGGUUUAGCCUGGAUUGGACUGUAUGGUGAUGAGGACAGCUGGAGAUGGUCUCUGGAUGAUGAUGCUUUCUACCAGGAGGGAGAGAGAGACUUCAGAGGAUGGGAACAUCAACCUGAUAACUAUUUUGGAAACGAGAUGUGUGUUUAUAUUACAUCUGAUGGAACCUGGUCUGAUGGAGACUGUAGAGGAUAUUUUCAUUUUAUUUGUUAUGAUGGAAAGAAUGGAACAGAAAAUUACACAUGGAUAAACCAGCCAAUGCCUUGGACAAAAGCUCAGCAUUACUGCAGAGAGCAUUAUACUGACUUGGCCAGUGUGAGAAAUCCAACAGAUAAUCAAAGAAUCUUAAACCUUACAGUUGGCACUGUGGCUUGGAUUGGUUUAUACAGGACCAGACUCUGGUCAGACAAACAGGUAUCCACAUAUGAAAACUGGAGACCAGCCACCUAUCAACAACCAGACAAUGGUAUUAAUAAUCCCUGGGAAUACAGAAAUCAGCACUGCACUGCUGUCUCAUUCAGAGACUCAGGUCAUUGGACAGAUGAGGACUGCUUAUCCACGUUCCCUUUUAUCUGCUAUAACAAAUUCUGCACAGGAUCAUCAUGCACCCUCCAUCAGUAUCACUUUGUUAAUGAGAGAAAGACCUGGACUGAAGCACAGAGAUACUGCAGAGAGAAAUACACUGACUUGGCCACCAUUAAUAACAUGGAGGAAAUGAACACACUCCUUAACACAGUAAAUGGAAUCUACUCAGGUUUAGCCUGGAUUGGACUGUAUGAUGAUCUGAACAGCUGGAGAUGGUCUCUGGAUGAUGAUUCUUUCUACAAGAAUGGAGAGAGAGACUUUAGAAGGUGGUAUAUAAAUGAACCAAGAAACUGGAAUGGAAACAGUGAAAAUUUCUGUGUGUAUUUUGCAGUUUAUGAAGCAGUUUGGAAAGAAGCCUCUUGUUCUACAACACUUCCAUUUAUGUGUUUUGAUGGCAGAGUGAAUGCCAGUGAGAGAUAUGUCCCGGUUUAUCAGAACAUGAACUGGACUGAAGCUCAGAGAUACUGCAGAGAGCAUCACACAGACCUGGCCAGCGUGAGGAACGACACUGAGAACCAGGAGAUUAAAUCAAUGUUUAAUAAUACGUAUGAUUCAGGUUUUUGGAUCGGCCUGUACAGAACCAGAUCUUGGUCAGAUAAAAGCAACUCUUCAUUCAGCAACUGGAAACCUGGACAACCAGAUAAUUACAGACAGAAUGAAUCCUGUACUGCUGUGUCAUUUAAUGAUUCUGGGAAAUGGACAGAUGAAAAUUGUAGCCAAGCUUUUCCAUUCCUUUGUUACAGCACAAUGCUACCAUUACCCUCUCAUCAGUAUCACUUUGUGAAUGAGAAUAAGACCUGGACUGAAGCACAGAGAUACUGCAGAGAAAAUUACACUGACCUGGCUACUAUUGAUAAUAUUGAGGAAAUGAACACACUCCUUAAUACAGUAAAUGACAGCUACUCAGGUUUAGCCUGGAUUGGACUGUAUGGUGAUGAGGACAGCUGGAGAUGGUCUCUGGAUGAUGAUGCUUUCUACCAGGAGGGAGAGAGAGACUUCAGAGGAUGGGAACAUCAACCUGAUAACUCAAAUGGAAAUGAGCUGUGUGUUUAUAUUAGAUCUGAUGGAACCUGGUUUGAUGGAGACUGUAGAGAAUAUUUUCAUUUUAUUUGUUAUGAUGGAAAGAAUGGAACAGAAAAUUACACAUGGAUAAACCAGCCAAUGCCUUGGACAAAAGCUCAGCAUUACUGCAGAGAGCAUUAUACUGACUUGGCCAGUGUGAGAAAUCCAACAGAUAAUCAAAGAAUCUUAAACCUUACAGUUGGCACUGUGGCUUGGAUUGGUUUAUACAGGACCAGAGUCUGGUCAGACAAACAGGUAUCCACAUAUGAAAACUGGAGACCAGCCACCUAUCAACAACCAGACAAUGGUAUUAAUAAUCCCUGGGAAUACAGAAAUCAGCACUGCACUGCUGUCUCAUUCAGAGACUCAGGUCAUUGGACAGAUGAGGACUGCUUAUCCACCUUCCCUUUUAUCUGCUAUAACAAAUUCUGCACAGGAUCAUCAUGCACCCUCCAUCAGUAUCACUUUGUUAAUGAGAAAAAGAACUGGACUGAAGCACAGAGAUACUGCAGAGAGAAAUACACUGACCUGGCAACCAUUAAUAACAUGGAGGAAAUGAACACACUCAUUAACACAGUAAAUGGAAUCUACUUAGGUUUAGCCUGGAUUGGACUGUAUGAUGAUCUGAACAGCUGGAGAUGGUCUCUGGAUGACGAUGCUUUAUACAGUUACGGAAAAAUAAACUUUAGUAAUUGGUAUACAGACAAACCAAGCUACAGGAAUGGAAACAAUUUAUGUGUAUAUUUUGUUUAUUCUGCCCUUUGGUGGGUGUAUUCAUGUUCUACAACACUUCCAUUCAUUUGUUUUGAUGGUCGAGUGAAUGCCAGUGAGAGAUAUGUUCUAGUUUAUCAGCGUAUGAACUGGACUGAAGCUCAGAAAUACUGCAGAGAACAUUACACAGACCUGACCAGCGUGAGGAAUGACACUGAGAACCAGAAGAUCAGAUUAUUAUUAGCUAACGAUAAGGAUGAUAAACAUUAUACCUCCGGUUAUUACUAUAAUAAUUAUUACGCUUUUUGGAUCGGCCUGUACAGAACCAGUUUAUGGUCAGAUCAAAGCAACUCUUCUUUUACCAACUGGAAACCUGGACAACCAGAUAAUUAUGGACAAACUGUAUCCUGUACUGCUGUGUCAUUUAAUGAAAGUUUUUUUUAUGGGAAAUGGGCAGACGAAAACUGUGGUCAAGCUUUUCCAUUCCUCUGUUACAGCACAAUCCUCUCAAACUCCUCUCGUAAGUAUCACUUUGUUAAUGAGAAUAAGACCUGGACUGAAGCACAGAGAUACUGCAGAGAGAAUUACACUGACCUGGCAACCAUUAAUAACAUGGAGGAAAUGAACACACUCCUUAACACAGUUAAUGGCAGCUACUCAGGUUUAGCCUGGAUUGGAAUGUAUGAGGACAGCUGGAGAUGGUCUCUGGAUGAUGAUACUUUCUACCAGGAGGGAGAGAGAGACUUCAGAGGAUGGGAACAUCAACCUGAUAAUGAUGGAAAUGAGAUGUGUGUUUCCAUGGGGAAUGGAGGGUGGUGGUUUGACAGACCUUGUACUGACAGAAGUUCAUUUGUUUGCUAUAAUGGUAUAAACAACACAUAUGUAAUGAUUUAUGAUCAAAGGACUUGGGAAGAAGCUCAGAGCUUUUGCAGAGUGCGUUACACAGACCUGGCCAGUGUGAGGCAUCAGACCGAACUUCAGCAAAUAAUGAGCAUCGUGAACAGUUCUGAUGUAUGGAUAGGUUUGUACAGAAACCGAUUAUGGUCAGAUCAGAGCAACUCAACCUUUACAUAUUGGAGACCAGAGAGUCCAGAACCUACACCAGAACCUGAUAAUGGUGUGAAUUCACCUGGACAAAGUGGAAGCCGACACUGUACAGCUGUGGAUCAUUCUGGCCAAUGGACAGAUGAAAACUGUUUCGCCAGAUUCCCAUUUAUCUGCUACAAUGCAAUGCCAUCAAACUCCUCUCGUCAGUAUCACUUUGUGAAUGAGAAUAAGACCUGGAUUGAAGCACAGAGAUACUGCAGAGAGAAUUACACUGACCUGGCUACUAUUGAUAACAUGGAGGAAAUGAGCACAAUCCUUAACACAGUAAAUGGCAGCUACUCAGGUUUAGCCUGGAUUGGACUGUAUGGUGAUGAGGACAGCUGGAGAUGGUCUCUGGAUGAUGAUGCUUUCUACCAGGAUGGAGAGAGAGACUUCAGAGGAUGGGAACAUCAACCUGAUAACUAUAAUGGAAAUGAGAUGUGUGUUUCCAUGGGAAAUGGAGGGCGGUGGUUUGACAAGCCUUGUACUGACAGAAAAUCAUUUGUUUGCUAUAAUGGUAUGAACAACAGAUAUGUGUGGAUUUAUCAUCAAAAGACUUGGGACGAAGCUCAGAGCUUUUGCAGAGUGCGUUACACAGACCUGGCCAGCAUGAGGCAUGAGGCUGAACUUCAGAAAAUACUGAGCAUCAUGAACGAGGAUGAGGUAUGGAUAGGUCUGUAUAGGAACCGAUUAUGGUCAGAUCAGAGCAACUCAACCUUUACAUAUUGGAGAUCAGAGAGUCCAGAACCUACAGCAGAGCCUGAUAAUGGUGUGAAUUCACCUGGACAAAGUGGAAGCCAACACUGUACAGCUGUGGAUCAUUCUGGCCAAUGGACAGAUGAAAACUGUUUUGCCAGAUUCCCUUUUAUCUGCUACACUGCAUUCACUCCAGUAUGUCUGUCAGGUGUGUUGAAAGAUGAGGCAGAGAAUCCAAAUGCAGCUAACCAUCUGAUCCAGAACAGUGACACAGGAGCCUCUAUUAAUAACACUGAAGAGGACUUGGCCCUUACAAACUUAAUAGGCAUCAGGAACAGCAGUCGAACCUGGAUUGGACUGUAUGAUGAUCUGAACAGCUGGAAAUGGUCUCUGGAUAAUGAUUCUUUUUACAAGCAGAGAGAGAGAAGCUUUAGAAACUGGUUUAUACAGGAGCCAAGAGACUGGUAUGGAAUCAGUUUGUGUGUGUAUUUAUGGUAUUCUGAUGGAGUUUGGUGGGAGGCCUCGUGUUCCCUAACACGUCCGUUCAUUUGCUUUGAUGGCAGAGUGAAUGCCAAAUCAAAUUCAUAAAUCCCGGUUUAUCAGAACAUGAACUGGACUGAAGCUCAGAGAUACUGCAGAGAGCAUCACACAGACCUGACCAGCGUGAGGAACGACACUGAGAACCAGGAGAUUAGAUCAAUGUUUAAUAAUACGGAUUAUUCAAGUUUUUGGAUCGGCCUGUACAGAACCAGAUCUUGGUCAGAUAAAAGCAACUCUUCAUUCAGUAACUGGAAACCUGGACAACCAGAUAAUUACAGACAGAAUGAAUCCUGUACUGCUGUGUCAUUUAAUGAUUCUGGGAAAUGGACAGAUGAAAACUGUGUAGACACUUUUCCAUUCCUCUGUUACAGCACAAUGCCAUCAUCACCCUCUCGUCAGUAUCACUUUGUUAAUGAGAAAAAGACCUUGAUUGAAGCACAGAGAUACUGCAGAGAGAAUUACACUGACCUGGCUACUGUUGAUAACAUGGAGGAAAUGAACACAAUCCUUAACACAGUAAAUGGCAGCUACUCAGGUUUAGCCUGGAUUGGACUGUAUGGUGAUGAGGACAGCUGGAGAUGGUCUCUGGAUGAUGAUGCUUUCUACCAGGAUGGAGAGAGAGACUUCAGAGGAUGGGAACAUCAACCUGAUAACUAUAAUGGAAAUGAGAUGUGUGUUUCCAUGGGAAAUGGAGGGCGGUGGUUUGACAAACCUUGUACUGACAGAAAAUCAAUUGUUUGCUAUAAUGGUAUGAACAACAGAUAUGUGUGGAUUUAUCAUCAAAAGACUUGGGACGAAGCUCAGCACUUUUGCAGAGUGCGUUACACAGACCUGGCCAGCGUGAGGCAUGAGGCUGAACUUCAGAAAAUACUGAGCAUCAUGAACGAGGAUGAGGUAUGGAUAGGUCUGUAUAGGAACCGAUUAUGGUCAGAUCAGAGCAACUCAACCUUUACAUAUUGGAGACCAGAGAGUCCAGAACCCACAGCAGAGCCAGACAAUGGUGUGAAUUCACCUGGACAAAGUGGAAGCCAACACUGUACAGCUGUGGAUCAUUCUGGCCAAUGGACAGAUGAAAACUGUUUUGCCAGAUUCCCUUUUAUCUGCUACACUGCAUUCACUCCAGGUGCUGUGAUGGGAUUGCGAAUGAAAGUCACUGCAAAUGAAAAUCUGUUAAACUCUCAGAUUAAAAGGCUGGUGCUGAUGGAACUUCAGCAAGAAUUGAGCAAACUGGGACUUUCAAGAAACUACACUGUGAAUGUGAGAAACAUCCGUAAGCUCGAUCCAUGAAGGAAAAAGACUACAUUCA